AUGAUCCCUAGGCUCCUUUCUCUUCUCUGCCUCCGGCUGUGUGUUGGGCAAUCAGACAUUCCAGACAAUGGGCCACCUCCCAAGCCCAGCCUCAGCGCCUGGCCCAGCUCAGUGCUUCCCACCAAAAGCAGUGUGACAAUGCGAUGUAGGAGCCCUGCUCCAAGUGAAUACUUCAUCUUCAAAAAGGAAGGUUUUGUUUUGGAUUCUGGGAAGCCAUAUGAUUUGACAGAGAAGAUGGCUGAGUUUCAUAUCGCUGAGUUACAGCAGAAUGACGGAGGACACUACACCUGUGAAUCCUUCAGCAAAUGGUCCAUUGACACCCGGACACAGCCCAGUGAUGCCCUUCUCCUAUUGGUCACAGGGUACUUGCCUAAACCUUCCCUCCAAGCCUACCACUGGGGCACAGUGCCUGCAGGGAGCCAGCUGACAUUGCAGUGCCAGAAAGCCGGCAGUGUGCUCGGACCCAUGAGGUUUGCAUUGCUGAAGGAGGGACGCUCAGCUCCUGUGCAGAUGAGGAGCUCAACAGGAACGGUGCUUGACUUCUCCCUUCUGAACGUGACAGCCAGAGACUCGGGGAGAUACAGCUGUGUGUACUACCAGGCAAAGGCUCCCUAUCGGGCCUCAGUCCCCAGCAAUCCCCUUGAGGUCUCUGUGACAGAGCCCCCAGAUACCAUGAGAGAAGGCUACACCGUGGGUAACCUCAUCCGGUUUGGAGUGGCUGCUGUAAUUGUGCUAAUAAUGGGAGGCUUCCUGGUUGAAGCCUGGCAUAGCCAGAGGCUGUCUCCAAAUAGACCCUGGUAA
Messenger RNA from Peromyscus eremicus (cactus mouse), 801 nucleotides. RefSeq names its product T-cell-interacting, activating receptor on myeloid cells protein 1-like. The record is from RefSeq and is a predicted model, not a curated record. The transcript has 5 exons. The coding region runs from base 1 to 801 and encodes 266 amino acids. Gene Ontology annotation, cellular component: plasma membrane. Lineage: Eukaryota; Metazoa; Chordata; Mammalia; Rodentia; Cricetidae.